This is a messenger RNA of Hylaeus anthracinus, 1700 nucleotides long. RefSeq lists its product as uncharacterized. The transcript has 2 exons. The record is from RefSeq and is a predicted model, not a curated record. Bases 304 to 1518 code for a protein of 404 amino acids. NCBI's taxonomy places the organism in Eukaryota, Metazoa, Arthropoda, Insecta, Hymenoptera, Colletidae.
ACGCAUUUUCAUUGCGAGAGUUACAAAUGCUCUAUCGCACGUAGAAGAUACUGUAACCAACAUCUAUUUGCAAUAACAAUUCGUGUUGAAUAAGUGAUGUGUUGCGUCAAGACUUUAUCAUUCUUAGUUUUCCUUUGUACGACAAGACAUUAUUCGUAAAUGAGUUGAAAAAAAGUUCGUGGAGAAAGUUGGUGUCUCUGUAAUAAUGAUGUUAUAUACACUGGACAGUUUAAAGACAAAGAUACGUACAAGAAAUUACCGCAGUGCAACAACUUAAAAGAAAGUUUUUUACCUUUUGACUCUAUGAAAGGAAAUUCAAGUAUGCAAGAGGAGGUUAAUAACUCAAACGUUGUAAACGAUGCGAGCAAAGGAAAUAAUUCUUUAACGAUGCAACCACCAACUACAAUUCCUAAACCAAGAACUCCGUGUACUCCAAAUGGUUUAGGAAUGAGAAAACUAAUUCCUGUCACCCAAAGUCAAUUUAACGAAGCUCUAUCAAAAUUCAAUUCUAAUAAAACAGUUCAUUUAAAACCGAACAAAGAAGUACCGACAGUUAGGGAUACAAAUAUAAGUCCAAUAAAAAAAGUUUCAAAUGUUAAAAUCACAACAAAGGUUCCAGUUUUGAAAAUAACUAUAAAUAAAAAAUAUAAGAAGCCCCCUAUGAUAAAUUUGGAUAGAAUUAAACAUGAGCAGGAUAUUAGCAUUCAUACUGAUCACAGUAAAGUAAAAAAGUGUUAUACCAAUAACAGAGUAAAAGCUGAUUUAAAAAAUUGUGUACAAAAUAUUUUUGCCUCUCCGAAACCACCUGUAACAAAUUCAGUACCUGUCUCGCUUGAGAAACCUGACAUCAAAUGUGAAAUCACAACAACGGAAACAAAAAGUGUUUGUACACCUAAAGCUGCAUACACCAGGAAAGGAGACUUGUCAAGACAUAAUUCACGUAACCAGUCAUCAGCAGAAAAAAUACGAUAUCUAUAUUCAAAAGCCCAACGGGAUUGCGACAUAUUGAGAAUACGUUUGAAAGCAUUAAAAGGAAGACACAAAGAAGAGAAAGAAGAAAUGCAAAAGUUACAGAUACACUUAAAUAAUCAUUAUAAAAAUCUUGCAGAAAAGUCUUGUGAAUCUAUGAAACAAUUUAAAAAGAAAAAAUUGUAUGUAUCUUUAGAAAAUCCAGAGGAAAAAGAUGAAUAUGAAAAAUUGCUCAGAGAAGUUAGAAAAAUUAAACAAGACCUACUAAAUCCAAAUUAUCCUGUCAAAAAAUUAAAUAGGAAAUUAGCACAAACAAAUGUAUUUAAUCGUAAUAAAAAUAAAAUAAGUAAAGAAUAUAAAAGACUGACGAUAAAUAAUAUUGCUGGAACAAAUGACACAAACAAUGGAAAUACAAAUAUUGAAGUAUACGAUAUUGAUAUCGAAGCUAGCAAUGAUUUUGUUAAGAAAUCACAUUGUGAAAUUGAAUCCGAUAAUAUAAUAAUAAUAAAAUCUGAGAUAGGUGAAGAGCUAGUUCUUAUGGAAUCAUGAUAUUUUGAGUGACCCAAACAAGAUGUGAAAAGUAUUCAAAAUUCUAUGUACAGUUUAUGUGUUGUGUUAUAUUUAGUGUUCCUAACCUAAACUUUCCUUACGAAUUGGUACUAAACACGUGAAAUUUGUUUAACUACUUUAUGUAAACGUUGAAAAAAGCAAUAAUAUUUAAUAUAGUUGAA